This is a messenger RNA of Emericellopsis atlantica, 1827 nucleotides long. RefSeq lists its product as uncharacterized. The transcript has 4 exons. Lineage: Eukaryota; Fungi; Ascomycota; Sordariomycetes; Hypocreales; Bionectriaceae. The record is from RefSeq and is a predicted model, not a curated record. Gene Ontology annotation, molecular function: zinc ion binding; DNA binding; DNA-binding transcription factor activity, RNA polymerase II-specific. Gene Ontology annotation, biological process: regulation of DNA-templated transcription; DNA-templated transcription. Bases 1 to 1827 code for a protein of 608 amino acids.
AUGAAAACCUUCAAGCGGCGUCGCGUGACGCGCGCCUGCGACUACUGCCACAGACGAUCUGUCCGCUGCCAGCAGCUUCCCGGCGGGAAAUGCCGAAACUGUCUUGACUUUGGACAGGACUGUCUGUAUGAGCGCCAGGUCAAGAAGCGCGGCGCCCCCGCCAGGGGCAAGGACGGCGAGGACAUGCUCGCGGGCGUCUCGUCCAACAACGGCCAUUGUCCGCUCAGCAAUGGCCCGUUGCGGAACGGCGACGCAUAUGGGUACGAUCAGAUUCCCCAUGGGAGGAUCGUGUCGCUGGUCGGGUUGUACUUUGAAAUUCCGUCCUUUCUCCGUCGCGUGCAGAACGGCGAGUACCACAGGGACAGGCUCUUCCACGCCGUGACGAUGGCUGUCUGCGCGCUCGUGUCAGGGAGAGUGACAUGUGGCGCAGUGACGAAUCCUCAAUGGGCGUCGCGGCAGCAGGACCUCACGGCGACACCGCCCUACCGCUUCUACCAGAAGGCCCAAGAAGAGGUCAAUCUCAACCCACAAGACACGAGUUUGAACUCUCUGCGGACGCAUGCCGUGCUCGCCAUUGCGGCAAUACAGUUUGGCAACACAAGCGACAUGCACUACCACAUGGGCAUGUACCACACGCUGGCCGCGAUGGGGAGGUGGCACAACGAGGACGAGUGGCCAGCAGCAAUAGGCAACAUUGGGCGAGAGGAGCGGAGACGCCUGUUCUGGUCCGUAUACACGCUCGACAUCUACACAUACAUUGUGUGGGGCGGCGUCAUACGAGUGAGGGAACAGCAGUGCCGCGUCCAGUAUCCGACCGAGGUGGACGAUGACUACAUUGACGACAAGUCGGUCUACAUCUCGCCAAGGCCCGUCUCGAAGCAGAAUUGGCUGCGUGGGUGGAACUUUACGACAGAUCUCUAUCGAAUCCUCGAGCAUGCCGUGGCACGGUUCAAAUCGGACGACGGUCGACGACCACCGUUCCGCGCGCGCGACAUUUUCCUCGAGAACGACCAGGAGAGGAACGCAGCCAUGGUGAAGAACGUGGAGAGCACAAUCUCACGCCAACUAGAGGAUCUCCCGCACUAUUUCCGGGACAUCCAGUGCGACAUUACGUACAAUCCGCGGGAGGACCUGUACGGGUUCCAGGCAGCCAACAUCAUCGCGACGACCGAACUCCUGCGCAUGGUCCUCUUCUCUGUCAACGAGGAGACCUCGACGCUAGACCAACGCUGCGCCAUUGCGAACAAGAUUAUCGACAAGUUCAAGAUCAUCCCCAAGGGCUUCCAGCUGGCCAUCAGCGCCCCCCUGCUGCACCACCUCGCGGGGAUAGGCGACGUCCUCGGCCGGUCGAGCCUGCAGCUGUCGAGAAAUACGGACUUUCAGGAGGGCAUUGCGCAGUACGCCAAUAAUCUCGAGAGCGUGCUCAAGGGCCGCCGGGUGACGGAGCGCCUCGAGGAGCAGGCUGCCGGUAUCGAGGAGCACAUCCGCGUCAUGCAGCGGCGACAGGAGCAGCAGCAGGCCACGAGCGCGGCGGCGACCAUCAGCACGUUCAAGCGACCACCUGUGUACGAUGAUGCGCAGGCGCAGCUGCAGCAGGAGGCUUUGUACCACCACCAACAGCAGCAACAGCAACAACAACACGAUCAUCAUCAACAGCAGCCGCCGCCCCAGAUGAUGCCGCAAAUGUCUUACAGUCCCAUGCCUCUGGAUGAGGCUGCGUACAUGGGGGUGCAGUGGGAGAAUUAUACGAGCUGGGACCCUCAGCUCUUCACGCAGAUCAUGCCGGGUUGGGGGCAGAUGCAGUACCCAGGCAGCAUGCAGUAUUAA